This is a messenger RNA of Lodderomyces orthopsilosis Co 90-125, 561 nucleotides long. RefSeq lists its product as uncharacterized. Bases 1 to 561 code for a protein of 186 amino acids. The transcript has a single exon. The record is from RefSeq and is a predicted model, not a curated record. NCBI's taxonomy places the organism in Eukaryota, Fungi, Ascomycota, Pichiomycetes, Serinales, Debaryomycetaceae.
AUGUACCAACUUCCACUGAUUAAAGAGUUUAGAGCGCUGUCACUGGAGGAACAGAAAGAGGUAAUUGACCACCUUUUUGAACCUUGUGACUCCCUCAACUGGUUUAUACAAUCAUUUAUUAUUCGGAAAAAGUAUGAAUCUUACCCUGAGUUUAUCAAUUUGGUUCGCUACGAACUUGAAAUUUUAGUACACCGAAAUGGGUUUUUUGCAGUGAGGAAUGGAUUCGAGGCAAAUAGCUUAAUCAAUGAUAUAAUAUCUGCGCAUCCGAGAUUAGGAGCUCCAAAAACAACUAAAUUGAGUGAACAUUCAGCUGAGGAACAAAGGAAGCUUGGUGGUGAAGAGAUGCAAAAGAGAUUGGCUGAGCUUAACGAAAAGUAUGAAAAGACGUUCCCUGGGUUGAGAUAUGUUGUAUUUGUCAACGGUCGAAGCCGAGAUGAAAUCAUUGUCAACAUGGAAGAUAGGAUCAAGCGUAAUAACAUUGAGUUGGAGAAAAAGGAGGCUUUUGAUGCCAUGUGUGAUAUUGCAUUGGAUAGAGCGGCCAAGUUGGGUGUUAAGUUGUAG